Messenger RNA from Striga hermonthica, 1362 nucleotides. Lineage: Eukaryota; Viridiplantae; Streptophyta; Magnoliopsida; Lamiales; Orobanchaceae. The record is from the annotation of a GenBank genome assembly.
AUGUGGGACCCACGGAAAGCUGUGACUGCUCUCCCGCGCUCUUAUAAAAUUUACUCCGCAGUCCCUUUGGCCUUUUCACAAAUAUUUCCCCCAUUUUUUAUUUUUCUCCUCUUCACAACGCAGGCUGUAAAAGGGUUUGGCAAUCAUUUUGAAGUGAUGGACUACGUGAAUGGACCGGGAAGGAACCACCUUUUUGUGCCGGGGCCGGUGAAUAUCCCGGACCAGGUCAUUCGUGCUAUGAGCCGUAACAACGAGGAUUACCGGUCACCGGCUGUUCCUGCACUUACUAAACUGCUUUUGGAGGAUGUCAAAAAGAUUUUCAAGACCACUUCUGGGACUCCUUUUCUCAUUCCCACAACAGGGACGGGUGCAUGGGAAAGUGCGCUGACGAACACACUGUCUCCCGGAGACCGUAUAAUUUCUUUCCUGAUUGGUCAGUUCAGUCUGCUGUGGAUCGACCAGCAACAGCGCCUCAAAUUCAAGGUUGAUGUUGUGGAGAGCGAGUGGGGCCGCGGUGCGGAUCUCGAUGUUUUGGCCUCCAAAAUAGCCGAGGACAGUGCCCACACUAUCAAGGCCAUCUGUAUUGUCCACAACGAGACAGCAACUGGUGUUACUAACAACCUGGCUACUGUCAGAAAAAUACUCGAUCAUUACCAGCACCCAGCAUUGAUUCUGGUUGAUGGUGUGUCCUCGAUAUGCGCGCUCGAUUUCCGCAUGGAUGAGUGGGGAGUGGACGUGGCCCUCACUGGCUCCCAGAAGGCACUUUCCCUGCCGACUGGGAUGGGCAUAGUGUGUGCGAGCCCCAAGGCGCUCGAGGCCGCCAAGACUGCGAAAUCAGUGCGUGUGUUCUUCGACUGGGCCGACUACUUGAAGUUCUAUAAGAUGGGGACUUAUUGGCCAUACACACCUUCCAUUCAGCUUCUCUAUGGGCUGAGGGCCGCUCUCGACCUUCUCUUUGAGGAGGGGCUCGAGAAUGUUUUUGCCAGGCAUGCCCGCCUUGCUAAGGCUACCAGGCUUGCAGUAGAGGCAUGGGGCUUGAAAAACUGCACUCAGAAGGAGGAAUGGUACAGUGACACCGUCACUGCAGUUGUCGUCCCUUCUUACAUAGACAGCUCAGAGAUCGUCAAGCGCGCCUGGAAACGUUACAACUUGAGCUUGGGCCUCGGCCUUAACAAGGUUGCCGGCAAGGUUUUCAGAAUAGGGCAUCUUGGGAAUCUGAAUGACCUACAACUGCUGGGCUGUCUUGCUGGUGUGGAAAUGGUGCUCAAAGAUGUCGGCUAUCCGGUAAAGCUCGGCAGUGGCGUCGGGGCUGCCUCUGCAUACUUACAGAACACAAUUCCUUUGAUUCCUUCAAGGAUUUGA